AUGUCUGAUUGGGGCCCGGUUUUCGUGGCGGUGGUUCUGUUCUUUCUGUUGACGCCGGGCCUGCUGAUUCAGUUUUUCUUUCUUCUAGCUUGGUCCAUCAAGCUCCUCUGUGCACCUGCAAUGGCUGAUUGGGGCCCUGUGCUUAUAGGAGUUGUACUCUUCGUACUCCUCCAGCCGGGACUCGUUUUUCAGUUCCCAGGGAACAACCGGCAGGUGGAGUUCGGCAGCAUGAAGACAAACGGCAAAGCCAUAACUGUCCACACGCUUAUUUUCUUCGCUUUAUACGCUGUUUUCAUCCUGGCCGUGCAUGUCCACAUCUAUACCGGCUGA
This is a messenger RNA of Striga hermonthica, 330 nucleotides long. NCBI's taxonomy places the organism in Eukaryota, Viridiplantae, Streptophyta, Magnoliopsida, Lamiales, Orobanchaceae. The record is from the annotation of a GenBank genome assembly.